Messenger RNA from Candida dubliniensis CD36, 3306 nucleotides. It is a transcript of the gene IRR1, whose product is annotated as Irr1p. The transcript has a single exon. NCBI's taxonomy places the organism in Eukaryota, Fungi, Ascomycota, Pichiomycetes, Serinales, Debaryomycetaceae. Bases 1 to 3306 code for a protein of 1101 amino acids. The record is from RefSeq and is a predicted model, not a curated record. Gene Ontology annotation, molecular function: chromatin binding. Gene Ontology annotation, cellular component: nucleus; cohesin complex; chromatin. Gene Ontology annotation, biological process: sister chromatid cohesion.
AUGGCUAGAAGACUGACAAGAAGACAAACUGCUAACCCUGUGUCGUAUAGGGAAUCCAGUGAUUCUGAAGCUGAGGAGGAUUUUGAGCACGAAGAAGAAGAAGAUUACAGGGCCAGUGUCACGCCUAGAUCUACGAAAAGAAAAUCAGCCACCAAGAGUAGUUCUGCAUCAAAGAAACGUAAAAAGUCUACUACUGCUAAAGGAUCUAAAAAGUCUUUGAAGCAAUUAGAAGAAGAGUUGGAGGAAAACUAUUUGUAUAAAGCGUUAUCUAGCAACGAGGCAAACAUCCAAGAUAUUGCUCUUGAUUGGAUUGAAGAAUAUGAAGAAGAUCAAUUGGAAGAUAAAUAUGAGUCCAUUACAGGUUUAAUCAACUUUAUUUUGAGAUGUUGUGGAUCGUUGCAUUUGUUCCAACCCCAUGAUUUGAGCAAUUUAGAAUCAUGUGCUGAUACUGUGGAUGAAAUUGGUAUUGCCUUUGGCGAGCAAUCAUCUCACAAGUAUCCAUUUAAAGCAGUACCAGUUUUCAAGAAAAAUGCAUUGCAACUUUUCAAGGAGAUUAUUGACCUCGCCCAUGAAAAGGGUUUGUUGUACAAGUAUGACAAUGAUCAAGAAAAAGAGGAUGAAGAAGAUUCUUUGGCAUCUCCUUUGAUGUCAUAUAUCUUGACAUGGGUAACCUCGUUGUCAAGCAGCCCAAUCAGACCAUUACGGUACACUUCCACUGAAAUACUAUUUGCCAUUCAGUUUCAAUUAUGUAAGAUUAUAAAAUCGGUCGAGAGUAGUCUAGAGAGGUCACAGCGUCAGUUGUCCAAGAUCAAAAAAUCAAACAAAUCAAAAUACAACACCAUAAGCAAAACAAUAGAAAGCUGUCAACUUCAAAAACGUACAAUUUUGGAAUAUUUUAAUGACACUGGAAACAUUGUUAUUGACAGAAGGUAUAGAGACAUUGAUCCACAAAUACGUUUGGCGUGUUUGAAGAAUUUAUGUGAAUUUAUCUUGAUAUAUCCCGAUUUUUUUUGUCAAGGUAUAUAUUUGAGAUACUUUGGGUGGUUGUUAUCGGAUCCAAUUGCCCAAGUUAGAAUUGAAAACACCAGAAGCUUAUUAAAGUUAUACCGUUCUAUUUCACCCGCUGAUUUGACCUUGGGUCUUCGUCAAUUUUCUGAAAAAUAUAAAUUGCAAAUUAUUAAGAUGAGUCAAAUUGAUACUGAUACCCAAGUAAGGUUGAAUAUCAUAGGAAUCUGUUGUGAAUUGUUGAGAUUAGGGUUUUUAGAAGAGGGUGAUACAAGACAGGUUGUUAAGAACUUCCCCUUUUCUGGCCCUUCAAAGUUACAAAUCGAAGGAGCGAAAUUUAUUACAAUCUUAAAUGAAGAAAAUUUAAGUGGAAUAAACGACAAGUACAAAUUGCUUCUCGAAACUUACAAGCCAAGUCAAUUUGAAGCAGAGUUACCGGUCUGUCUCGAAAUCAGAAGCUUGAUAAGUAUAUUAAAACCCGUGGCCGACAAAUCUUUACAUUUAGUGUUUCAAAAUAUGAGUUCCCGUUACGAGAGUAGUUGGGAAAUAUUGGUAAAAUAUUUUUUACUGGAUAUUUCUCUGAUGAAGUUUACCAAGAGAGAAGAAGAGGAAGAAGAGUUUGUUGAAGGUGAGGAAAUUGAAGAGUUUAAACAGUUUAUUGACUUGAACUCUGACGACAGAUUGAUUUUGCUCAAAUUUGUUGAAGGGUUUGUUGAGUAUAUUUAUACUAAAAAGAACGCAGAAGAAGUGGAAAGCCAAUUGGUACGGUUGACCGAGUAUUUGCUGCAAAUUCAGAAUGUAUGUGUCAGAUCGUCAAAAAUGUUUCCCGUAUUUUUGAUCACUUGGACAACCUUGUUAAAGAGCCAUCAAUCAGUGUACAGUAUAUCCAACAAAUUGGAUAAAUUAGAUCAAUAUGAUGAAAUAAGUUCGGAAAUUAUCAAGUAUUUUAAAGAGUUUGACACCAUAGAUGAGUUUUCUUCCUAUUUUACUGCUUUAUUUGAUUCUCACGGAUUGACAACCAAUAUAAAAUUAAGUAUUCAAACUGUACUUGAAGAACUUAGCGAAGAAGUUGUCAAGACUAUCGGUGAUCAACAGCCAGAGGAUGAUGAUGUCGAUUCUACAAAUAUUGAAUUAUUGGAGCAAACAAAGCUAAUCAAGACUGUUGAAGUGGUAUCGCCAAUUCUACAAAAGAUAAAACAAAUGGGUGACUUUGUGAACAUUGCCAACUUGUCCAAUAUGGCAGAUUUGUUAUCCUCUUUGGUGAAUCGAGUAUUACGGAAACUUGAUCUAGCGUUGAUUAUGGCGCAAUGGAAGCACAACUUUGUGGAGCAGCUACCACAAUUUUUGCGUGCAUUAACAUGCUUAUAUGAUUUGACUCUAGUGGUGAUAUCAUGGAAGUUUGAGAAAUUGGUUGAAAUCGAAAAGGAUGAACAGCAUCAUUAUGCUAUGGAUUUGGAAUUUGAUGAGAUUGUUAAUUUAGUCAAUCAAACCAUCCGAUUAAUUUAUGAAUGUACCAAUAGUGUGCAGUUUCUUGACUUGAAGACUCUAUUGGUAUCAAGAUACAUUGACUUUGUAUUAUCGUUCAAAGUGUUUUAUGUUAGAUUCCAAGCAGACAACGGUUUUGACAAUUUCCAGGAAUUCUUUAAUAAUAACAUGCAACUAUUGCUUAUUAAAAAGGACAUGCAGUUUCAACUAUUAGAAUUGUUCUUGAUAAAGGAAGUAAGGCUUGGUCAUUUGUUGAAUGUGGAAUUGGAUAGAGACGACGAAGAAGAUGUUAAUUACGAAGAUUACACGGAAAAAAGUAAUGACUCGUUUUUACAAGAUAAAAGUAUGUUUGACGAUGAUGCUGAAGAUGACCCAACCCUGCAGCCUCCUGCUGAAGGAAACUCUAGCAUUGCAAACCAAGAGGUACAAGCAAAGAAAAAGGAAAAGAUUUGGAACUUUGAAAAAGAUUUGUCGGUCUACACCUUGAAAUUGAUAUCAUUAGUCAAUGUUCUGUUAGUUCAAGAUGAUUUGUACAACCGAAUCAAAUUGAACAAGGAUAAAUUGGGAAGUGUGUUUAGCAAGAUAAUCCAACAACAAGAUGAGCAUGCAAACAAUAUCAAAAACCAAGCAGUUGCAAACGAGGAACAGGAUACAGAACAGUCAAGAAUGAGCGAAAAUGUUCAACCCACUCUGGUAGAAGAUAGCAAUGGUAACGAGGUUGUUGAAAGAGACGAAAGCAUUGCUAUUGAAAUUGAUGUUCCAGAGCUGGAACCUAUGAUAGAUGUCGAAACAUCUUCAGCCUCAGUAAAAGUUUAG